This is a messenger RNA of Lates calcarifer (barramundi perch), 1705 nucleotides long. RefSeq lists its product as uncharacterized. The transcript is spliced from 7 exons. The record is from RefSeq and is a predicted model, not a curated record. The coding region runs from base 118 to 1014 and encodes 298 amino acids. Lineage: Eukaryota; Metazoa; Chordata; Actinopteri; Centropomidae.
UGAAAGCCACACCUACACUGCGACAUAGAUAAAAAGUGAGCAAACUUUCAUCUCAGAUUAGAAGCUGCGCAGCACUACCCGCCGUUUUCCCUGACACUGGAAAGAUUAUUUACAGCCAUGAAGGUUCUUCUGGUUGUUGCACUGGUCGCUCUGAUUCAUGCCAGUUAUGCCACUUUGCUCAUUAAAGGGCCAACCGAGCCGGUCCUGGAGGGACAGAUGAUCACACUGGAGUGCCAGUACUCAGACUCUGAAUUCAACAUCAGCCAGGUCCACUUUGAGGUUUUCUCCAAGUACAUGCAGUCCUGGCGUCUAAUCUAUGAGCGAUCAUGGUGCUACUACACGAUGGACAUCGAGCGGACGGCCGACAGCGUGUUCCUGUACAUUCCCCGCGCAGGAAGGUUCUCUGAGGGACCCUACCGCUGUGUGAACUAUGGCGAAAAUGUGACCGCACCAGACAACUCCUCCCAGACGCUGGCUUUCAAAGUGCAUUACAUGGGAGAUCUGUCACUGACCAGGGAAGGCUACACCAGCUACCUGGGUGUCCCGCAGGAGCUGAAGGUGCAACCUGGGGAAGAUGUGGUGCUGAAGUGCGCUGCCAGCUCAUCGGAUGAGCUGAGCUACUUCUGGCACAAAGAGGGUAGCGAUUGGAUCUUGCCUUCCUCUAAGCUGACACUGAAGAAGAUGAGCGCCACGGAUGAAGGACAGUACACUUGCAUGGCUCAGCAUCCUUCCGUGGAGUCACUCAGCAGGAAGCGCUCAGUCAGCAUCACCGUACUUUCUGAGGACGCCCCCUGGUAUGAGUCUAGUAAUGGCCGUCUCAUUUUGAUGACCUCGGCGGCGGCUGUGGCUCUCUUGGUGUUCAUCCUUUCCAUGAGUGUAUUCCUGUGCCGCAGGGCCAAGCAAACCAAGACCAGCAAGGGACCCAUCGAUGACCGGUCUCAGAAAAAGCCCAUCUACAAAGCCAGUGUGGAGUCCCUACCCUCUGCCUGCGGAGACAAACAGCCUCUGGUGUGACCGCACAGGCAGGUGGAAGGAUGAGGACGGGUGGGGUGGGGCGGGGGGUGGAGUGAGAGGCGAGGAAGAUGGAGUGGGUGGCCAGAAAGUGAGGGAUGGCAUAGAGUGGAUAGUUAAAAGAGGAAAAAUGUAUAGGAUUAUGGAUGGUCACGUUGUGUGUGUGGGGGGGGGGUAUUGGAAUUAUAGGGAGAACAAAAUCUAAAUCAGUAUCAGGCUGGGCAUCAAAAAAACACCAAGGGGCAAAUGAUUACUUUAGAGAUGCAGAAGCUGCUUUCCUAGUGAGCGUAGACUGCAGUUAUGCGUCUUGGACAAAAAGGUGGGCAAUUUUCUCUUCAUUUAUUCUGCAGCGUGGAAAAUGGUAAACCACAUUCUUAGAAAGAUGAUGGGGAAGAUGAUUCUUAUGUACUGGAAGAACUGAAAAGACUCCACAUGCAAUUCUCUUCUUUCUCUUGCAAACAUAAUUGCUCAGCUGUGUACUAUGAAUGAACCAUUUGGGGAAUAGGACAAGGUUUUAUUUUGUUGAUUUGUUUCCCUUUCAACCUUUUUCCCAAAGCAGAACCAGCUCAAAGCAUCUGUAAAAAUGUUAUUAUAAUCUAUUUACCAUGACAGCUCUCAAGCACAUUGCACUCUACUAUUUAAUUUACUGUACUUUGUAUUUUCUUCUAUAUUAAAUGGCUUUCUGAAAAUAUCA